Molecule: messenger RNA, 4774 nt
Organism: Polyodon spathula (Mississippi paddlefish)
Lineage: Eukaryota; Metazoa; Chordata; Actinopteri; Acipenseriformes; Polyodontidae
Product: collagen alpha-1(XIX) chain-like
Exons: 55
Coding region: 204-3761 (1185 amino acids)
Source: RefSeq, a predicted model, not a curated record
CCGUUAAAUAGCUGUAGUCACUGGCGUUACUGGAUAUUCAAGAAGCAAAGUCUUUUAAAAAAUAUUAUUAUUAUUAUUCUCUGUGGAAAUAAAUUACCAUUUCCAUUCCGUUGAGAUCCAGUUUUAUAAUAAUAAUAAUAAUAAUUCACGACAUUUCCUCCCACAGAUUUAUGAGAAGACUAUUCACAUGACCCAAAGAAGAAAUGAAGCACGUUGUAACCUGGACUGUUUUGCUUUGGCUAGCAAGUGUCAGUCCUUUCACCAUUGGAAUGGUUGUUACUGACAGGACAGAUAAGUCAUGCCCUAUAUUAAGGAUUAAAGAAAAUAAUCUUAAACCAAACCAAUGGCACAAUAUUGACGUGACAGGAUUUGAUCUAACAGAAAGGUUUUUACUAAGGAAGGGGAUUGAAGGAGAAGAAAGGCCAUCUUUUAGACUGGGAAACACACACCUUAUAAAACAAACUGAGUUGGUUUUUCCUAAUGGACUUCCAAAUGAAUAUUCUUUCGUAGCAACAUUCCGACUGAGAAGAACCACUAAAAAAGAACGUUGGUACCUCUGGCAAAUUGCUGAUAAGAAUGGCAGCCCACAGGUCUCUAUUAUUGUAGAUGGAAGUAAAAAGAUGUUAGAAUUUACAGCAAUGGGUCUCCUGAAGAACACUCUCCGUUACACCUUCAAGAGUCGAGAUCUUCACUCUCUGUUCGACCGGCAGUGGCACAAGCUGGGACUCCGCGUCCAGUCCAAAAUAGUUUCCCUUUACAUGGACUGUAAUCUUAUUGAAAGCAGGCUGACUGAUGAGAAGGACUCAAUUGAUGCUGGAGGCAGAACUCUAAUUACGACUCGGAUUGAAGAUGGUAGGCCAGUUGAUAUUGAACUUCAGCAAAUAACAAUUUACUGUGAUUCGGAAAUGGCUGAACUGGAAAACUGCUGUGAAAUGCAAGGUGCUGCGUGCCCAUCAAAGAAAGUGCUCACUGCCACAAUUCCUUCCCUGGUUUCCAGUCACCUCCCUAGAAUGCUUUCACAGCCUGCCCAGCAAACAACUGACAGAUGCCAAUGUUCUGCAGACAAGGGUGAGCAAGGCUUACCAGGGGUAUCAGGACUGCCUGGUCAGAAAGGGGACAAGGGGGACACGGGAGAAACAGGUGAAGAUGGACAUCCAGGAAACCCUGGUAUGAAGGGUGACAAAGGGUCUCCUGGUACUCCUGGCGUAAUAGGUCUGGCAGGGCCACAGGGAGAGCUGGGACCUGUGGGUAAUGAUGGGAUCGAUGGCAAAAAAGGUGAAAAGGGAGAGAAAGGAGAAUAUGGUCCUGAAGGGAAACCAGGAAAAGAAGGUUUAAAAGGUGAUCCUGGCCCCUCUGGUCUUGCCGGCCCCAAGGGUGAUAAAGGGGAUACAGGUCUUCCAGGUCCACCAGGUCUAUCUGGUCAAACUGAAGGACUGAAGGGAGAACCAGGUUUACCUGGCCCAAUGGGAGAAAAGGGUCCACGAGGGCCAGACGGUCAUCCAGGUUCACCAGGCAAGGAAGGUCAAAGGGGACGACGAGGAAGACCAGGUGUUGCUGGGAGCCCUGGACCCCCAGGACCUCCUGGACCUCCGGCUGCAGUAACAGGAUCAGGAAGCAAAGGAGAAAAGGGAGACCAUGGAAAGGAUGGGAUGAAAGGAGAGAGAGGAGAUCCUGGUCAUCCCAGGGGUCGCCCAGCGGGCACCACAGGAGAAAAGGGAGAAAAGGGUGAAGUUGGACCUAGAGGCCUACCAGGCCCUGCAAUGACAUACCAUGAUAUCAGACAUCUAACUGGAUCUGGAGAGUCGGGGGAGAGAGGACCGAAGGGAGAAAAAGGAGCUGCUGGAGAAGGACUGAAGGGUGAAAAGGGGGAAACAGGCCCACCAGGCCCUAUUGGGAGUUCAGGACCAGAGGGUAAAGAAGGGCCACCUGGCCCUGUUGGACCCAGAGGUAUCCCAGGGGAAGCGGGAUUACCAGGAGACCCAGGGGUACCAGGAAGCAACGGCAUGAAGGGUGAAAAGGGAGACUCUGGUGGGGUGGCAGGGCCUCCAGGACUCCCUGGUCCCAAAGGAGAGCCUGGAAUUUCAGGGCUGGGAAUUCCUGGAAAAUUGGGAGAAGGAGCACAAGGACCUAGGGGAUCUCGAGGACCUAAGGGUGAGAGAGGUGUUCCUGGUGUCCCAGGAGAUCCUGGAGAGAGAGGACUCCCUGGAAUAGGGCAUCAAGGACCUCCAGGUCCUGUCGGUCCAGCUGGGGAACCAGGUAUUCAGGGGUCUCGAGGACCACCAGGCUUGCCAGGGCCGGCAGGAGUGCCUGGAGUUGAUGGAACACCAGGGAGGGAUGGAAAAGCAGGUCCCCCAGGUCCACCGGGAGAGCCAACUGCACUGCCAAUGGUUCGAGACACGGGUGCUCUUUUAAAGAAUGCAUGCCAUGUGUGCCAGUUGAGAGCAUCGGGGUUGCCUGGACAGAAAGGAGACAAAGGGAUGCCUGGAAUGCCGGGUGCUGAAGGACUGGAAGGUGAGAAGGGUGAUCCAGGACUGAGAGGGCCUCCAGGGAAUCCUGGCAGAGAGGGCCCCAAGGGUGUUAAAGGGGAACGCGGAUUUCCGGGUCCUACUGGAGAAAAGGGAGAUGAGGGCACUCCAGGUGUGCCAGGGUUCCCAGGCCCCGCAGGUCGCACUGGAGCUCCUGGCCUUAUGGGAAGACCUGGACCCCAUGGCCAACAAGGGACUAAGGGUGAAAGAGGAAGUGAAGGAGCACCCGGCAGACCAGGACUUCCUGGACCUCCUGGCCAUCCAUAUCUUGAGGGAAACGGCAUGAGCAGCCUCUACAAAUUGCAGGUAGAGUGGAGGUGGAGGUGCUGUUGGCUAUCCUCCCCAGGUCCUCCAGGUCCAAAAGGCAAUGAAGGAUCAGCGGGAGAACCAGGUUCAAUGGGAUUGCCAGGACUGGAAGGAUUACCAGGAGCAAAGGGAGAUCCAGGGGUUCCAGGUACACCAGGUGAACCAGCCUCACCGGGGAAACCUGGAUCUCCAGGUACACCAGGACCCCCAGGGGAACCUGGUGAGAGAGGACCUGUGGGGGAAAUUGGCUUUCCUGGACCUGAAGGACCUGAAGGACCACCAGGAAGACCGGGGAAGGAUGGGAUACCUGGAUAUGAGGGAGCAACUGGUAGAACCGGAGACAGAGGAGCCAAAGGAGAGCGUGGGGAUCCAGGCAUACCUGGAGAAAGAGGUCUUCAGGGGGUACGAGGACGAGUGGGAGACAAAGGGGAUGUGGGACCCAUAGGACCCAAAGGCCCGCCAGGAGACACAGGGAAUCCAGGGCCCUUGGGCUCACCUGGUCCUCCAGGCCCGAUGGCUGAUGCUGCUUCAUUUGAGGAAUUAAAAAGAUUUAUUCGAGAAGAGGUUUUAAGGGUAUUUGAAGAGAAGAUGUCUGGCUUUGCCCCACACAUGAAGUUCCCUGCUGCAAUACUAGCUGCUCAUGGAAGACCGGGCCCUCCAGGCAAUGAUGGGUUACCUGGGCAACCAGGGGAGCCUGGGUCACCAGGACCUCAAGGCUACCGCGGCCAGAAAGGAGAAAGAGGUCAACCUGGCAUAGGACUUCUAGGAAAACCAGGUCCUGCUGGGCCUCCAGGCCUGCCUGGGACCGGUCAUUCAGGCCCAACUGGUUCCCCUGGACCUGCAGGCCCACCAGGGCCCCAAGGACUGAAUGGAAGAUGUAACCCAGAUGACUGUUACUAUCCUGUAUCCAACCCGCGACGGAACGGAUAGGAAAUGCACACAAGUCUCGUAUUUAUUUUUUGUAAAACAGCAGUGCUUUAAGGAUUAGUAUAAAGUACAUUAUUGCUGUCUGCAUACACUCGUAAGAGAAUAAUUUCUGAACAUUUUACAGUUUAAAUUGUUUAUUCAGUUUCUUUAGAAAUCUGUAUCUCUUUUUGUUUUUUCUAGAACCCUCCCAGACUGCAUUCCAUGCAUGCGUGUGUAUGUAAAGUUCCAUACACGGAAAUAUUUGAUUGUACUUUUUUUAUUGUUAUCUUCCAUUUGCAAUGUGAACAGGUGUGCCAAUCUGCCCCAUGUUCUUUUUUGCCCCAUUUUUUUUUUCUUCCCCAAAUUAGAGGGGGGGACAGCCUGAAUAAGCCAUGAAGCAUAAACACAUGCUUCUUCGUACUUAGGCUUUCAUGUGAUUUUGAAAAGGGUGAUUCCUGGUAAACAGGCCCCCCAAAAUAAGCUGCUUUUUGUUACUGCUGGAAGAAUGAAGUUGCUGGAGUUUUUUUUUUGUUUGUUUUUUGUUUUCAUUUAAGAAAUCAUGGCAAACUCCAAUUGUAAAUAGUUUGAUAAGUGUUUAUCAAUAUCAGUGUAGCUGGUUUCUAUCCACACCUGUGGUUGUUUAUUUUACAUACUCUGUUUCAUUUAUAACUUGUUAUUCUGAAUCAUGUUUGUGAUAGACACUAUGGUAUCUGUGUUGUAGUUAUCCAUUUUCUUUUCUCGCUAUGAGCACAAUGGACACAGCCUCUAUCCGUUGUGCUGGGGAGAUACCACUCUUAAUACAUUGCACAGGUAAUUCACAUUUUUAUAGUUUACAGUACAUGUUGGACAUUUGUAUAAGAACUGUAUAUACUGCUGUCUUGAAUGGUGUUAUGUGUAUAUUUUGGGCUUUAUCGGAGUAAGAUAUUUCAACAUUGAGAGCUUACAAUUUCUGCUUUCAGAUUAUUUUUUCACAAUUAUUGAUUUACUUGAAUUUUUUCUUGGGACAGGUAUUUUAAAAUGAUUUUUUUUUUUUUUUU